Messenger RNA from Arachis ipaensis, 2334 nucleotides. The record is from RefSeq and is a predicted model, not a curated record. NCBI's taxonomy places the organism in Eukaryota, Viridiplantae, Streptophyta, Magnoliopsida, Fabales, Fabaceae.
AUGAUAGAAGGGAAGCAUGAGCAGAGAAAUAUUCUACUGGAGAUGAAGCGCGAAGAUAAUGAAGGGUCUCAGUGGAGUUUUUUGUCAUUACAAAAUUUGGAAGAAAGAAAUAACGAGUCAUUUGUCAUUCUAGCUAUUGCACGUGCAACUCACAUGCUCAAGGGUGCUUCAAGACAUAACUCAUCUGGUGUUGGUGGCUCUUCUAACCCAUCCUCUCAGACUCCUAUACAAUCUAGUCCAAAUUCGCAAUAUUCGGAUUUUGCCAACCCUCAUGGAUUAGAUGCUAUCGACCUCAAUGAUGAUAUUGAAGAUCGGAGGCAAGAUAGUAUUCAACACUGGCAUUGGAAAGAGGAUGAGAUGUUGAUCAGUGGGGUAGUUGCAUGUAAGAAACGAUGGUAUAAGAUCAACAAGGCUGUGGCACAAUUUGCUGGUUGCUACGAUCAAGCUAGUCGAAACAUAAGGAGUGGUUCGAACGCUGAUGAUAUAAAGGAGUUGGCUUAUAAACUUUAUUCCACACAUUAUGGUCAAAAAUUCACUUUUGAGAGGCAUUGGAACAUGCUUCGGCUGGAGCAAAAAUGGAGAAGUCAACUACCUACACAGAGUGGCGGCUCAAAGAGAACCAAGGUUAGUGCAACUGGAGCAUACUCAUCCUCAUCAAACCCAGAAACACCGUUGGCUGAUGAACCCGGUGUGGACUCUCCCGUUCGCCCACAAGGAUCAAAGAAGAGCAAGCGAAAAGGUAAGGGAAAAGCACAGAUGUCUGAAGAUUUUAGUGAAAGAAAAUCAUCGGUUGUCAAAAAAUUAUCUCUCAUGGAAGAUAUUAAGAAUGUUAGAGAAAAAGAACUACUGGAAAGGGAAAAAGAAAGAGAAGAGGAGAAGGAACAUAGAGCAAAGAUGUUGGCAAUCAAAGAGAAGGAGUUACAAUUUCAAGCGGCAAUGAAAGAACAAGAAUUACAAACUCAGAGGUAUAUUAAAGAAAUGGAGAUAAAAGCAAAAGAAAGGGAAAUGGAAAGGAUGGCCAAAGAAAGGGAAAGGGAGAUGGAUAUGCAAAUACUUAAUGCUGACACGUCUACAAUGAAAGAAGAAGAUACCGAUAGAAGCUCUAUCCCAAUUACUCGUAGAUGGAUCAACAGAGAUCGAGAAGCAGGACAUGAUCGCCUUUUCCAAGAUUACUUUGCAGAUGAUCCGGUGUAUCAUGCUGACAUUUUUCGACGGAGAUUUCGAAUGAGAAGACAUGUGUUCCUUCGGAUAGUAGACGCUCUCUCAAACGUCUAUCCUUAUUUCCAACAGAGGGUUGAUGCAACUGGAAGAAGAGGCUUGUCGCCACUGCAGAAAUGUACUGCUGUGAUACGGAUGUUAGCAUAUGGCGUAGCAGCUGAUGUUGUUGAUGAUUAUGUGCGCAUAGGCGAGAGCACUACAAUUGAAUGCUUGGAAAAAUUUGUUGAAGGUGUCAUUUCGGUGUUCGAGGAUGAAUACUUGCGAAAACCAAAUCCAAAUGACGUACAACGCCUACUACAAAUGGCAGAGGGUCGUGACUUCCCUGACAUGUUGGGUAGCAUUGACUGCAUGCAUUGGCAAUGGAAAAAUUAUCCAAAGGCGUGGAAAGGUAUGUACAUGAGUGGUUAUCGUGGGGUUGCAACCAUAGUACUUGAAGUUGUAGCAUCUUCAGACCUUUGGAUAUGGCAUGCAUUCUUUGGAGUUUCUGGUUCAAAUAACGAUAUCAACGUGUUAGAUCGUUCUCCCGUGUUUGAUGACAUUCUAAAUUAUCGUACUCCAGAGGUAAAUUAUACUAUUAAUGGUAAUAAUUAUACAAUGGGAUACUACUUAGCAGAUGAUAUUUAUCCUGAAUGGGCCACAUUUGUCAAAUCAAUCUCAAAGCCACAAGGGGAGAAACGCAAGUUAUUUGCACAAUACCAAGAAGGGCAAAGAAAAUAUGUGGAACGAGCAUUCGGAGUGUUGCAAGCACGCUUUGCAAUUAUACGUGGUCCAGCUCGUUUUUGGGAAAAGAAGAAGCUUGCCAACAUAAUGAGAGCUUGUAUUAUAUUGCAUAAUAUGAUUGUUGAGGAUGAAAGAGACACUUAUGCAGGAAAUUUUGCUCAAGGCUUAGAGUAUGAUGAUGUUGAAAAUGGCUUAUCACAACCUCAGUUGGGAGAAGAAGAUUUUGCACCAUACCAUCAAUUUCUCCAAAGAAAUGCCCAACUUCGAAAUAGGCAGCAGCAUAGACAAUUGAAAGAGGACUUGAUUGAACACAUAUGGCAAUUUCACAAUGCUUGUCGUCAACUGUAGAAUUUAAUUAUAUUUUUUUUGUAUUAAGUAAUUUUACAAAUUAGUGUA